Ambispora gerdemannii is the source of this 2469-nucleotide messenger RNA. The record is from the annotation of a GenBank genome assembly. Lineage: Eukaryota; Fungi; Glomeromycota; Glomeromycetes; Archaeosporales; Ambisporaceae.
AAACAUAUCUGCAAAGCCAAAAAUUUUAUUUCUGGGGAACCAAUGGAAGUAGAAGUAAACAUAACCGAAGAAUCAAAAGGAAUUUAUCAAAUUGAAGAAAUUGAUAUCCCAUUUGAAGAAGAAAUAUUACGAAAUCCAUAUACAUUAAAGUCAUGGCUUCGUUAUAUAGAUCAUAAGUCCGAACAACUAAUAUCUCAGCAAAUAUGGAUAUAUGAACGUGCUUUAAAAGAACUACCCGGUUCUUAUAAACUAUGGAAGAAAUAUCUAGACUUGCGGUUAAAACACGUUGAAGGGUUGAAUCCUGUUCGGUAUGAAAAAGAAUAUCUCAAGGUUAAUAAUUGCUUUGAACGAUCGUUGGUGCUGUUACACAAGAUGCCAUGUAUAUGGAUAGGUUAUUGUACUUUUUUAAUGUCGCAAUGCCGAAUCACGAAGACUCGACGUACUUUUGAUCGUGCACUUAAAGCUUUACCAAUCACUCAACAUCCUAAAAUAUGGGAAAUUUAUUUGAAAUUUGCGCGUGAAGUUGGGGGAGAAACUGCAAUUCGAUUGUAUUGGCGAUACCUAAAGUUGGAACCAGACCAUGUUGAAGAAUAUAUUGAUCUUUUACUUUCGUUAAGUCGCUACGAUGAAGUGGCAAAACGUCUAGCACAAGUGGUAAAUAACGAUCGAUUCAAAUCAAUGCAUGGAAAAUCCAAUUACCAAUUGUGGAUGGAAUUAUGUGAUUUGGUGUGUAAGCAUCCUGAAGAGAUUAAAAGCUUGAAAGUUGAACCAAUUAUAAGAAGUGGGAUCCAAAGGUUCACCGAUCAAGUUGGCAAAUUGUGGAAUUCUUUGGCCAGUUAUUGGAUAAAGUUGACUCAUCUUGAAAAGGCAAGAGAUGUUUUCGAAGAAGGCAUCGCCACAGUAAUGACAGUUCGUGAUUUCACUCAAAUAUUUGACGCAUAUGCGGAAUUCGAAGAAACUGUUAUCACUCAUAAAAUGGAGGAAGCCGCCGAACGAGCAGAACAGGGAAAGGAAGACCCAGAAGAAGAUUUAGAUUUAGAAUUACGUCUCGUACGAUUUGAACAAUUAAUGAAUCGUCGUCCUUUUUUGGUGAACGAUGUAUUAUUGCGGCAAAAUCCGAAUAAUGUUCAUGAAUGGGAAAAGAGAGUCGAGUUAUGGAAAGACAAUGCUGAAAAAGUUAUUGAAACAUAUACAAAGGCGAUUCUCACAAUCAAUCCUAAAAAAGCAAGUGGCAAGUUUCAUGAAUUGUGGGUGCAUUUUGCAAAGUUUUAUGAUGAUGGAAAUAAUUUAGAAUCUGCUCGAACGAUAUUCGAGAAGGGGACCAAAGUCAAUUUCAAGAGUGUAAAUGAUUUGGCCACGCUAUGGUGUGAAUAUGCAGAAAUGGAAUUACGACACGAAAAUUACGAUCGUGCCAUAGAAGUUAUGAGUAGGGCUACAGUUCCUCCAUCAAAUCCAAAUGUCGAUUAUCGGGAUGAGAAUAUACCCGUUCAAUCGCGUGUCUUCAAGUCUCUCAAACUAUGGUCAUUCUUUGUUGAUCUCGAGGAAAGCAUUGGCACAGUAGAGUCAACAAGGGCUGUAUAUGAUCGGAUACUAGAACUGAAAAUUGCUACACCGCAAAUUAUCAUCAAUUAUGCCAACUUUUUAGAAGAGAAUAAAUAUUUCGAAGAAAGCUUCAAAGUAUACGAACGUGGUGUCGAGCUAUUCAAUUAUCCAAUUGCAUUUGAAAUUUGGAAUAUUUAUUUGACCAAAUUUAUAAAUCGAUAUGGAGGUACAAAACUAGAGCGUGCCAGAGACCUUUUCGAACAAGCUCUUGAAAAGUGUCCUCCCAAACAUGCGAAACCACUGUACCUUAUGUAUGGAAAGCUUGAAGAAGACUUCGGACUAGCAAGACACGCUAUGCGAAUUUUCGAUCGUGCUACAAAGGCUGUGGCCGAUGAAGACCGGUUUGAGAUGUUCAAUUUCUAUAUUGCUAAAGCGAGUGCGAAUUUCGGCGUAACUUACACGCGUGAAAUCUAUGAGCGUGCAAUCGAGGUGCUUCCCGAUAAAGAGGCUAAAGAUAUGUGUUUGAAAUAUGCAGAAUUGGAACGAAAGUUAGGUGAAAUUGAUCGUGCGAGAUCUUUAUAUGCGCAUGCUUCGCAGUUUUGUGAUCCAAGAACAGUGCCUUCGUUCUGGGCGAUUUGGCAUGAUUUUGAAGUAAAGCAUGGAAACGAGGAUACAUUUAAAGAAAUGUUACGUAUAAAACGUAGUGUGCAGGCUCAAUAUAAUACUGAGGUCAAUUUCAUAUCGGCUCAAAUUCUGGCAACUCGACAAGUACAACCUCCAGCUGCUACUCAAAUAUCAGCGACUAUCGAGCAAGGAGCAUUAAAACAAACUUCGUCUUCGUCGUCUACGUCUCACUUAAACGAAGAUGAAUCGGGUCCUCAGAUUCCCUCAAACCCUGAUGAGAUUAAUAUGGAUGAUGACGAUUAG